Acanthoscelides obtectus is the source of this 1131-nucleotide messenger RNA. The record is from the annotation of a GenBank genome assembly. NCBI's taxonomy places the organism in Eukaryota, Metazoa, Arthropoda, Insecta, Coleoptera, Chrysomelidae.
CACAAAUCACAUAUUGAAAAAUGGCUUCAAAAGUGACGUUGACCGUCUUCAUAAUGGCAGCUCUAUUCUGCAGCUGCUUGGGAGGCUUGCUGCCAGCAGUCCCAGCAGCGAUACCCGCAGCCUACUCUGUUCCUUACGCCUCAUCCUACAAUGCACACGUCAUCAACCACGCCAUAUCAGCCCCACUUGCGGCGCCGCUGGUUGCCGCUCCAGCCUAUGCUUCAGCCUAUGCUCCUGCCAUAGCUCCUGUUGCCUACAGCGCGUAUCCUGCUCCACUGUUAGGAUAGAGGGGUGUAGAUGCUUAAUAUAAGUGAGAAGGGAAUAUCAGUUAUACAUUUAAAGAGCACAUACUAAGCAGUAAGAGUAAGUAAGAGUAAAAAGUAUCUAAUAAUGCGAGCCGUGAUGCCAUUUUACUUUUUUGGUUUGGGCUACUGAUCUAUAGUAGAUGUCUAUAAAGGUACCUACCUAUCCAUGAGAACAAGUUUGCUCUGUGAGAUGUGCCAGAAAUUUGUACAGUAUGUAACAUGUGACAUGUGGUGCAGGUUGCGUCGCGAACAUUUCUGGUUAGAAUGCGUUACUGGAACUUUUGUACGGAUAACAUGUUGUGGCUAUCGAAGUAAAUGUGUACGCGUGCAUGUUGUGCAAUAUGUGUCAGAUGUUCAGACAUGUUGUGACAUUUUGCAAGUGCAGCCAGACAAGUUUCGAUUUACGCAAGCUACAGGUACAUGUCGCUCAACAUGCGUCUGACACGAAUUCUUGUUAUAUAGGUAACAUAUCUCAAGGCUGGUGCAAUAUUUUGAUUCCUAUAAAUCAAUAUAUACAUCAAACGAGACUCUGCAAACAUCUAUAGGGACAAUAUUCUUACCAAUUUUUACUUUUAUUUUUAUUCCAGUUUAUGUAAUUCUUGGCUCCAAAAAGUAUGGAUUAAUUUCUAGUCACUGUAAACUUAUGUAUUCCAAUGCGCUGGAUUAAGAAAAUAUGCAAUAGGUCAUUUGACACGAGGUAUAAAUGAUGUUCUCUUUCACUUUCUUUAUAUUUUUGAAGCCAAUAAAAUUUUAUGUGAUAAUGUAAAUAAUUUUAGUAAUAUGCAAAUAAGCAUACCUAACACAUUCUCAUCACUUACCAAAGCUC